Arabidopsis lyrata subsp. lyrata is the source of this 1003-nucleotide messenger RNA. Its product is annotated as homologous-pairing protein 2 homolog. The record is from RefSeq and is a predicted model, not a curated record. Gene Ontology annotation, cellular component: condensed nuclear chromosome; DNA recombinase auxiliary factor complex. The transcript has 7 exons. NCBI's taxonomy places the organism in Eukaryota, Viridiplantae, Streptophyta, Magnoliopsida, Brassicales, Brassicaceae. The coding region runs from base 85 to 765 and encodes 226 amino acids. Gene Ontology annotation, molecular function: double-stranded DNA binding; recombinase activator activity. Gene Ontology annotation, biological process: meiotic strand invasion involved in reciprocal meiotic recombination; meiotic joint molecule formation; homologous chromosome pairing at meiosis.
CUUCUUCCUCAGAAGAUAUCGGAAAAAGGAAAAAAGCUGCUCUUGCUCAAGGUUUUUUCUUUCCCGCGCAUUAUUUCGAUAAAAAUGGCUCCUAAAUCGGAUAACACAGAAGCUAUCGUACUCAACUUUGUAAAUGAGCAAAACAAACCUCUAAACACUCAAAAUGCAGCUGAUGCUCUGCAAAAGUUUAACCUUAAGAAGACUGCAGUUCAAAAGGCACUUGAUAGCCUUGCUGAUGCCGGAAAAAUCACGUUCAAAGAGUAUGGUAAGCAGAAGAUUUACAUUGCUAGACAAGACCAGUUUGAGAUUCCAAACAGUGAAGAACUUGCUCAAAUGAAAGAAGAAAACGCCAAACUUCAAGAACAACUCCAAGAGAAGAAGAAAACAAUCAGUGAUGUGGAGUCAGAAAUCAAGAGCUUGCAGUCAAACUUGACACUAGAAGAGAUACAAGAGAAAGAUGCCAAACUAAGAAAGGAGGUUAGGGAAAUGGAAGAGAAACUGAUCAAACUACGCGAAGGGAUUACAUUGGUGAGGCCAGAAGACAAAAAGGCUGUUGAAGAUAUGUACGCGGAUAAGAUUAAUCAGUGGCGCAAGCGAAAGAGGAUGUUCAGAGACAUUUGGGAUACUGUAACAGAGAAUUCUCCCAAAGAUGUUAAGGAACUAAAGGAGGAGCUUGGAAUUGAAUAUGAUGAAGAUGUCGAUCUAAGUUUCCAGGCAUAUGCUGACCUAAUUCAACAUGGUAAAAAGAGGCCUAGAGGACAGUAAUUUCCAGAUUUCCAUACCUCAGUGGACGUAGAAGCUUCUUCUAGUUUCAGAACAAUGUUAUUCUCUGCAGCAAUCUCCUUCAAAGCCUUCAUUCUAACUUCUUUCGGUGGAUGUCUUGUGGACAACUUCUGAAUUAUCUAUAGUAACACCAAAAGAAACAUGAAACUCAGUAAGUAUCUUGUUUUAAUAGGAGGGAUAUAUAAUAUAACGUAUUGAAUAUAGUAUGGGUUGAAUCAAA